AUGGCCGGUCCCGUCGCGUCCAGGGCAGCGACCGCCAGAGUGACAGCCGCCGCAGCCGCCGCCGCCCAGCGGACAAAGGUCAAGCGCCUCAUCUGGGCCGGCUCCUUCGCCGCCAUCACCAUCGUCGGCACCAUCUACGGCGCGGGGCUCAAGUCGCAGCAAGAGUACAAAUCGGAGGUGAAAAAUUACGUCCACGCGGGCGUCGAGGAGCAGAUCGCCAUCCUCGAGCGCCGCAAGCAGGCCCUCAUGUCCCAAAAGGCUCCACUCGAGGAGAAGCUGGAGGCGCUGAGGGAGCGCAUGGCCGAAAAUAAGGCAAAGGACGAGGAGAGGAGAGAGAGGAGGCUGGUUGCCUCUGGUGAGAAUCACCCACAGCCAUCACUGUCGCCAGCAACGGCCGCGCCAAAUCCCGCUAGGCCUGAUUCAAGUAACAAGGGAUGA
Gaeumannomyces tritici R3-111a-1 is the source of this 438-nucleotide messenger RNA. RefSeq lists its product as hypothetical. The transcript is spliced from 2 exons. The coding region runs from base 1 to 438 and encodes 145 amino acids. The record is from RefSeq and is a predicted model, not a curated record. NCBI's taxonomy places the organism in Eukaryota, Fungi, Ascomycota, Sordariomycetes, Magnaporthales, Magnaporthaceae.